Molecule: messenger RNA, 1751 nt
Organism: Ooceraea biroi (clonal raider ant)
Lineage: Eukaryota; Metazoa; Arthropoda; Insecta; Hymenoptera; Formicidae
Source: RefSeq, a predicted model, not a curated record
CAAAAGUCAAAACUAAAUAUGAUUUUAUACUCCGUUUUCCGCAUUGUAUUCACAACGCGUAUAUGUAUAGUUUUAUAAUAUAAUUCUUCUAAUAUCAUUUUAAAUCGCAAAUCACAUGUAUCACAUUCAAAUUAAAUUUUCGAACAAAGAUCUAAACGAAUAGUAUUAUAGAAUUCUAUCAAGACAAAGCAGCUUUGAAGCCACAAACAUUCGAUAAUAACACGCAAGUCACUUUGUGUUUACAGAAAUUCAUAUAGCAUCAAUAACAGCGGACAAUUUUCAAAAAGAAGGUUGUAUCACGUUAGACGCGCAAACGUAGAGAUCGUUAAGAGAAUCAGAAUUCUUUUUCAGUAUUGAUCGGAUUAGUAUUUUAUAUUUAGACGCGACGAACUGAUUCACAUUGUUAUUGUACAUUUAUAAUUCUCAGUUUCUGAUUUGUUCACGUUGGACGAUUUCACCAUACGCAAAAGUGAUUUGACGUACGUAGUGAUACGAAGAACCUUCAUUACAUCGACAUUAAGCAACAAUGUAUAAGUACAUGUCGGUUUACAUCCGCCACCUGAAUUCAAUGAUACCAGCGAAAUAUGAUCGUGAAACGGACCCUGUCUUGUGCGUGGAUAAGUGGGAUCUUCUUGACAAGAUUCGGCAAACGUUAAUAUUAUCAUUUAAAGCAGCAAUUUUACAAAAACAAAAGAGGUUUACUGAGAUAGAGACAAAUGAUAUAGCGGGACCACUAGAAGACGGAAUGGAUAUAUUAUAUAAGAAAGUAAAUAAAGCAGAGUCAAAAUUAAACGAUGUUAUAGUUCUAGCAAUAUGUUACUGUAACAUGGGUGUACUGCGGAGUUGUCACGAAACAAAAGAGAAGUUAUUGCUACGUAAGAGUCAUUUGAAGAAAUCUUUAGAACUGUUAAACCGAAAAGAAUUGGAUCGCAGAGCCAUUUUGAUAGUUUUGAGGGCAUCUCUGCAAUUAGAAUGCGUUUAUCGCAAAUUGAAUGAACCAGAGAAAUUUUAUCCAUUCUCGCAUAAAGCGCUCGCGUUAUGUCACAAAUAUACCAAGUAUGGAGAAAAAUUUCCUGCGCCUAUCAAUAUACUCUGUGUUAGUCUUGAUAUUGAACCAGAAGGAUUUUAUCCAAACGCUAGGGUUUCCUUCGUGGCUCUGUAUAGAGAACUUUUAAAUCGUUUAAAGCCUGUAGAUGUAAUAGUGAAAUUUGGCUCCAAUUUACGUGAUGCAUAUACCCUUAUAAAUAUUAUGCAGAAGUUUUUAAUGCGUCAGUUAGUAAUGGUAAUGACGAAUCCAGUGAAAACAGGUUUGGCAUGGGUUCGUGCUGCAUGUGAAUUGUCUAAGUCCUUUCUGCGCUUUCGCCUUUCCUUCACUGAAGCAGAAAAUUGUCUUGCUUCUGCACAAUAUAUGCUAGAACUAUAUAACAAAAAAGUUGAUAAAGCCGAAACAUCUGAUCGCUCUAAAGAUUUUCAUGAUGCAUGUUAUUAUGAACUAAAAGCGAGUGUAGCUUCAUUGUGGGGUGAGUAUGGCAAUCGACUGUUAUUCUUAUCGAAAUAUAACAUGACAAAUGUUAGACCUGGUAGAAGUAUCCCAAUUGAUAAAGCAACUAAAUCUAUAUCAAUGUCUUCUACAACGCCUAUAUAAUCUUUGACACUGGAGAAAAAUCUAAAAAUUAUCCAUAAGUAUACCAACCAAGUCACUGAUACAUAUGUGACAACUCGCGACGAUGCUAUCUCAGUUUUCUUACAUU